Gadus morhua (Atlantic cod) is the source of this 3149-nucleotide messenger RNA. It is a transcript of the gene entpd5a, whose product is annotated as ectonucleoside triphosphate diphosphohydrolase 5a. Bases 341 to 1792 code for a protein of 483 amino acids. The transcript is spliced from 13 exons. The record is from RefSeq and is a predicted model, not a curated record. NCBI's taxonomy places the organism in Eukaryota, Metazoa, Chordata, Actinopteri, Gadiformes, Gadidae. Gene Ontology annotation, molecular function: hydrolase activity.
GCGCCCUCAGGAGCAGAGCAGGGAUGGAACGCCUCGGGAUUGGCCGAGGGCUGCUGCCGGCGUGGCCACGUGCCAUCUCCUUAUGUCUUUAUAUACUGUAAGCGGAUGAGCAGACCGUCCUGAGUUUGCAUGCUGCCUCUCCCUCCCUAGUGCGCCUCACCCCUCUCAGCGAGCUCUCCCGGCGGUGGUCCUCGGCGCCUCUCUGCAACCAUCCGCACCCCCUCUCCGAGAAGGCGCUCCGUUUUAACAAGAACCUCCACCAAGGCUUCUCCUUCCCUUUGCUAAGAGCUACCAGCUGUCUCCAUCUCUCUCUGUCCAACCCUCUCCGUGCGUGAAAACCAUGGCUCCACUGAGGCUGCUGCUGACCCUCUCCGUGGGGCUGCUGGCUGCCGUCCUCGGAGCCGACGCCACGUACUACCGGCACCACCGCUUCGUCCCCCACUACCGCUACCGCGAGCACUCGGCCAACACGGAGAACCUGCUGCCCGAGGCCGCGCAGCCCGCCACGCCCACCUACCCCGUGAUCCCGGAGGUCUUCCACCCCGCGCCCGAGUCCCUGCACCCGGCCCAGGAGCCCGACCAGUCCCCCGAGGUGGCCCCGGCGGCCAUGGUCCACGCCCUGGCGCCUCUCAGCAGGGGCAAGGUCUUCUACGGGGUCAUGUUCGACGCCGGGAGCACGGGCACCAGGAUCCAUAUCUACAAGUUUAUCCAGAAGGACCCAGUUGAGCUGCCGGUUUUGGACAAUGAAUUGUACCAUGCAGUGAAGCCUGGUUUGUCUGCAUACAAAGACACACCUGAAGAGGGUGGCAACACGGUCAGACAGCUGCUGAAGCUCGCUCAGAAGACGGUCCCCGAGGAGGAAUGGAAGCAGACCCCCGUGGUCCUGAAGGCCACCGCGGGGCUGCGUCUUCUGCCCGAAGACAAAGCCAACGCUCUUCUGGAUGAGGUGAGGGAAGUGUUCGCGGAGUCCCCCUUCUUCAUCCCGAAGAACAGUGUUUCCAUCAUGAAUGGCACCAACGAAGGUAUCCUGGCCUGGGUCACAGUCAACUUCCUGACAGGUCACUUGUAUUCCAAUACAAAGAGGACGGUGGGCAUCCUGGAUUUAGGCGGAGGCUCCACCCAGAUCACAUUCCUCCCAAAGUCUCAGAAAACAGUGGUUUCAGCGCCGCCCAGCUACAUCGCCAGAUUCAACAUGUUCAACCACACCUACCAGGUCUACACACACAGCUACCUUGGAAACGGGCUAUAUGCAGCCCGCCUGGCGACCCUGGGAGCGCUCAGAGCUGACGGUCUAGACUGGAAGGUGUUCACCAGCUCGUGCCUGCCCAAGAAGUUUCAGGAGGAUGUGACUUUUGGAGGGAUCACCUACAAAGUCAGCGGGAUUCCUGAUGGCUACGCAGGCUACAAGCUCUGCUACCACGAGGUGAUGAAAGUCAUCAAGGGCAUCGUGCACCAGCCCUUCGAGGUGAAGGGGAGCAGCGUCUUCUACGCCUUCUCCUACUACUUUGACCGAGCCGUGGAGUCCGGCCUCAUCGAUGGCAGUCGUGGCGGUAUGGUUGAAGUGAGGGACUUCAAGAAGAGAGCCAAAGAAGUGUGCAACCAGAUGACCAAGUUCCGUGCCAUCAGCCCCUUCCUCUGCAUGGACAUGACCUACAUCACCUGCCUGCUGAAGGAGGGCUUCGGCUUCAAGGACAACACCGUGCUGCAGCUGGCCAAGAAGGUGAACAACGUGGAGACGAGCUGGGCGCUGGGCGCGACCUUCGACCACUUCCGUAACCUCAACAUCCACUAGGACGGAGACACGCACGCAGAUGCCGCCGCGGACAUACCGACGGUGGACGACGAGGGACAGCACGCGGCAGGGCGUCUCUCCCUGGACACCACAGACAGACCCGAGCCUAGGGAAGAAUUCUGUCCCAUCUAUCACAAUCUCUCUUUAACCUCAGCAACCCUGAAAUCUCUUUGGGGGAAAACUACAAAACACUUAUUUUUGAUAUGGCAUUCUUUUCUACUGUAUGUUCAGCCCCCACGUCCAAGUGGUUGGCUGUUUUUAUUUUUGUAAGCAAAGGCGUUCACAUUUUUUGCUACCUUAUGGGUGUCUGUUCUUGGAAUUGCUGUUGUAUACACCCAGCUUUAAGUGUGAGUGGAGAGUUCCUACAAAGCUACUUAUGGAGUCAUGGUAUUUAGGGAAUUACAGGUACUUCACUGGUCCUGGUGCACACUGUUUAACGCAGUGGGAUUGGAUUGCGAUAAUAGGUUGUUUUCCAGAUACUUAGAACUCCUUUCAUUGUUAUUUACAUUUUGACCUAACAUAUAAAUUAUUCAACAGGACAGAUUUGGUUGACAUUAGACGAUGCAGGAGCGCGACAAUCUGUUUCAAAAUAUAAUAGUUAGCCUCAACCUUUUUGCACACUUUAAUGGCAGAUACUGUUGCUGCAUGGUAGUCUUUCACCAGGCUUGUACAUAGUUAUCUAAGGAGCAUUGCAUUUGCCAUGACUCAGGGGAACUAGGAAAUUGAGUAGGAGAGUUAAUUCUCGCAAAAGUGUGUGCUGCAUGAUGGCCAAAUGUGGUGGAGUGUGUGGGAUGUAAAUGCCUGUAGUUUAGCCGCGUAUACUUGUAAGGCCUGCAGUUGAAUAGUUCCUAAGCAUGGCUAAGUUGCAGUUACCGUCAGUCUAUAACGAUAUUAUAGGCUUGAAGCGAUGACUUGUUUUAUACAAACAUCUACAGACAAAACUUAUUGUUCAAACUCUAUCUGCCCAGCGCCAUAUUUGUCACAGCCAGUAAGAGCAAUUUGUUAGCUCUUUUUUUCUUGUGAAUUGUACAAAUAUUUAAAAAGGAAAGAUGAUCUAAUUAUACAGUAUAAGUGUACUUGUGCUUCAUAUAACUCCAAAUAUGUCUGUAACUGCUCCCCAAACGGUGCCUUUUUUUUCCAAUAUUCCAAACGUUCAAUAACUACUGUUGUAAAUACCAUGUAAAAUUGUAUUUGUGAAACACUUUUACUUAAAUGCUUUUACAUUCCAAAUGUUGCUCAGAAAUGCCCUCUUGUUAAUCAGAUGAAUCACCUGAUGACAGACCUAUGUACAUUCUGUGUGUGUGUGUGUGUGUGUGUGUGUGUGUGUGUGUGUGUGUGUGUGUGUGUGUGUGUGUGU